This is a messenger RNA of Vitis vinifera (wine grape), 432 nucleotides long. RefSeq names its product DNA-directed RNA polymerase II subunit RPB1-like. Lineage: Eukaryota; Viridiplantae; Streptophyta; Magnoliopsida; Vitales; Vitaceae. The transcript has a single exon. The record is from RefSeq and is a predicted model, not a curated record. The coding region runs from base 1 to 432 and encodes 143 amino acids.
AUGCCCGAAUUCGAUCCUUUUUGUUUUGGGUUCUCCGGCAUCGUGCCCGGAUUCGAUCCUUUUUGCUUCGGGUUCUCCGGCAUCGUGCCCAAAUUCGAUCCCUCUUGUUUCGGGUUCUCCAGCAUCGUGCCUGGAUUUGAUCCCUCUUGUUUUGGGUUCUCCAACAUCGCAUCCGAAUUCGAUCCCUCUUGUUUAGGGUUCUCCGGCAUCAUGCCCGAAUUCGAUCCCUCUUGUUUCGGGUUCUCCGGCAUCGUGCCCAGAUUCGAUCCCUCUAGUUUUGGGUUCUCUGGCAUCAUGCCCGGAUUUGAUCCCUUCUAUUUUGGGUUCUCCGACAUCGUGUCCGGAUUCGAUCCUUUCUGUUAUGGGUUCUCCGGCAUCGUGCCCGAAUUCGAUCCCGUUGUUUUAGGUUCUCUGGUACUCGCUCGAAUUUGA